AUGUCUCUCUACAACAUCGAGGACCCAGAGGAGAUCAUGGGCCGCAUUGCUCAUCCUCUUCCAAAGUUCGACAUGGAGGAGUUGUACAACCCGACUAUGGUCACCAUCACGGUCAACAACGAGGACGCUAAGAUGAGCUCUCCGUGGCAAGAGAGAGACUUCACGGUUCCAAGAGAACUCAUCUGCCGAUACUCCGACUACUUCCGGGGAGCGUUCGAGGGAGGCUUUGCUGAGACUGCAGAGAAGGCCACGAUGAUCACCGACGUCUCGCCAGAGAUUUUCGAGAUCUUCAUGUACUUCCUGUACCACAAUGAGGUCGCAGGCGCCGACGACGAAGAGGAGCCUGCUACUUGGGCCUGGUCGUUCUUGUUCUGGUGCUACGUUUUCGGCGACCAAUACGAUUCGAAGGGGUUCCGUGCUCGCAUCUUCGAAGUGAUUCAGAUCAAGAUGAGACAGCCAGCCUCGUACAACUUUCCUAAUGGCAAGGAUCUGGAAGUGGUGAUGAACAACCUCCCUUCGUCAGAUUCGCUUCGCAAAUUCCUCGUUGCCGCUCUGUUGACGGAGUACGACGUCUUUGACGGUGAUGAUGACGAGGUGUCAUAUGCUCCUGAGAUGCCAGCGAAUUUUCUCGCGGAGUCCAUCGUCCUGUCCAGACGCCUCAAUUCUCGCCUGAUAUGCCGCCAUUGCGGACCUCACGGUGACUUUGGACAGUGCCACGACAAGGCGCACAGUGCCCUCGAGUCAAGAAUCGGAGGUCUGCAAGACAGACAAUGGUGUCAGUAUCAUAAGCAUGACACCGACCUUGAGCGCCGAGUCUGCGAGUGCCGUCGAGACACCUUCGCUUGGAAGUUCAAGGAGCCAAAGACGCCGACUUCCUUGCCAAUGUCUUAG
Zasmidium cellare ATCC 36951 is the source of this 891-nucleotide messenger RNA. RefSeq lists its product as uncharacterized. The record is from RefSeq and is a predicted model, not a curated record. The transcript has a single exon. The coding region runs from base 1 to 891 and encodes 296 amino acids. Gene Ontology annotation, molecular function: protein binding. Lineage: Eukaryota; Fungi; Ascomycota; Dothideomycetes; Mycosphaerellales; Mycosphaerellaceae.